Messenger RNA from Adineta steineri, 1020 nucleotides. The record is from the annotation of a GenBank genome assembly. Lineage: Eukaryota; Metazoa; Rotifera; Eurotatoria; Adinetida; Adinetidae.
AUGUCUGGAUCGGAUGUUAAAAUUGGUAUCAACGGAUUUGGCCGUAUUGGUCGACUCGUCUUUCGAUGUGCCCUUGAACAAGGUGUUAAAAUAGUCGGUAUUAAUGAUCCAUUUAUUCCUGCUGAAUAUAUGGUAUAUAUGUUCAAAUAUGACUCUACACAUGGUAAAUUCAAAGGUGAAGUUACACACAAAGACAAUAAACUUAUUGUUAAUGGAACUGAAAUCGCCGUCUUUACAGAAAAAGAUCCAGAACAAAUUCCAUGGGGUAAACUCGGUGCUGAAUAUGUUGUUGAAUCAACCGGUGUAUUUACAACAAUCGACAAAUGUCAAGCACAUUUAAAAGCUGGUGCUAAGAAAGUUGUUAUUACAGCACCAUCAGCUGAUGCUCCAAUGUUCGUUAUGGGAGUUAAUGAAGAUAAAUAUACAGGAAAAGAAACAGUUCUUUCAAAUGCAUCAUGUACAACAAAUUGUUUAGCUCCACUUGCUAAAGUUAUUCAUGAAAAAUACGGUAUUGUUGAAGCUUUAAUGACAACUGUACAUUCAUACACUGCAACACAAAAAACUGUUGAUGGACCAUCAAAUAAAGAUUGGCGAGGUGGCCGUGGUGCUGCACAAAAUAUUAUUCCAUCAUCAACUGGUGCCGCUAAAGCUGUCGGAAAAGUUAUUCCUGAUUUAAAUGGAAAAUUAACAGGUAUGGCUUUCCGUGUUCCAACACCAAAUGUUUCAGUUGUUGAUCUCACUUGUCGAUUAAACAAAGGAGCUAAAUAUGAAGAAAUCUGUGCUACAAUUAAAGAAGCUGCUAAUGGUCCAUUGAAAGGAAUCUUAGGUUAUACUGAUGAAGAAGUUGUUUCAACAGAUUUCAUUGGUGAUACACAUUCAUCAAUCUUCGAUGCUAAAGCCGGUAUUUCACUCAAUGAUAACUUUGUUAAACUUGUUUCAUGGUAUGACAAUGAAUAUGGUUAUUCAAAUCGGGUUGUCGAUCUUAUUAAAUUUAUUGCCAAGAAAGAUCACCAACAAUAA